AUGAAUUCCUAUUAUACAGUGAAUAUCCUUUCAGAUUAAAUUAGUAUUAACAAGUUUAAAUCAUAAAGUUUGAAGUAUGUUUGCCUACUCAAUUUCGAAAACAAGGUGUACUGGUAUACAGAGUAACAAAAAAUACAUGCUUUUGGAAUAGUAGUUAAGAAGAAGGUGAAGUUCUUCAAAGCAAAUCAUAAAGAUCUUGAGGAAAUGAGAAGAUUAAUAGCCUGCAAGGUCCUGUUUGAUGGGAUUGUGAGCUUAUAUAAAUGCAAUCGUUAAAUUGGAGAAGGAGCAGACAGCAAAGUGUUUAAGGUUGAAGACACUAUUUAAAAGUCAUUCUGGGCAUUAAAGUGUUUAGAAAGAAAAGAUGAUUUUUAGUAAGAAAUCAGAAUGCAUCAGAACUUAGAACAUAACCAUAUCAUUUAGUUCAAAGAAUACUUUUAAGGCGAACAAUACUAUUACAUAAUAAUGGAACUGAUGGGAGGCUAAACACUAUCAAAAUUAUUGGAGAGAAAUCUAAUUACAACACAUUAAUAGUGCAGAACUAUUAUUUAGGCUCUGUUGUUGGCUUUGGUUUAUUUGAAGAAUGAAGGCAUUAUUCAUAGGGAUAUCAAACCUGCUAAUAUUAUGUUUGCGUAAUCUGGAAAAUUAGACAGUCUAAAAUUAGCAGAUUUCAAUUUUGCUAUGAAAUAAUAUGAUACAAAUGUUUAGCCUAUUUUGUAUGGUAUGUAUACUGCUCCUGAAGCUUUACAAGAUAUUCCGAUCUACAGUGACAAAAUGGAUGUCUAUAGUUGUGGAGCAAUACUGUAUAAAUUAUAUUCGGGAGAAGAUAUUCAUCCAUUUCGAUAUUUACAAGAAUCCAAUAUGUUUUACAAUAUUAUUAGGAAUGGUUCCAUAGAUUUCACAGUCUUGGAUAAAGCUAAUGCUCCUUCUAAAGCCAUUCAUUUAAUAAAAGCAAUGCUAGAUGGAGACCAUAAUAAAAGAGUUAGUGCACAGGAAGCAUUAGAGUUCGAAUACUUUUAAAAUGAAUCUCUAAGUCCAACUGAAAAGAGAUCUCGCUUUUAACAUAGAUAUUAAAAUGAUAAUUUGAAAAUUGGAGUUACUGCUGACUUUGAAUUCUAAUUGGAUUAAGAUGCUAAAUGUGCCAACGUAAGAAAAAUAGAGAUCCAUCAUCAUCAUUGA
Paramecium tetraurelia is the source of this 1176-nucleotide messenger RNA. RefSeq lists its product as uncharacterized. Gene Ontology annotation, biological process: protein phosphorylation; mitotic DNA damage checkpoint signaling. The record is from RefSeq and is a predicted model, not a curated record. Gene Ontology annotation, cellular component: cytoplasm; nucleus. Gene Ontology annotation, molecular function: ATP binding; protein serine/threonine kinase activity. The transcript is spliced from 3 exons. NCBI's taxonomy places the organism in Eukaryota, Ciliophora, Oligohymenophorea, Peniculida, Parameciidae.